Molecule: messenger RNA, 927 nt
Organism: Cygnus atratus (black swan)
Lineage: Eukaryota; Metazoa; Chordata; Aves; Anseriformes; Anatidae
Gene: NEURL2
Product: neuralized E3 ubiquitin protein ligase 2
Exons: 2
Coding region: 18-821 (267 amino acids)
Biological process (GO): intracellular signal transduction
Molecular function (GO): ubiquitin protein ligase activity
Source: RefSeq, a predicted model, not a curated record
AAAAUAGCGGCGGGGCCAUGGCGGAGCCGGCAGCCCCGGGGCGCCCCGCCGCCCGCUUCCACCGCGUGCACGGCGCCAACGUCCGCCUGGACGCCGCGCGCACCCGCGCCACGCGCGUGGAGAGCUUCGCCAACGCGCUGUGCUUCAGCCAGGAGCCGCUGGCGCCCGGGGAGAUCUUCCUGGUGGAGAUCGAGGAGAAGGAGCCGGGCUGGUGCGGGCACCUGCGCGUGGGGCUGACGGCCCGCGACCCGCAGAGCCUGCCCGCGGUGCCCGAGUACUCGCUGCCCGACCUGGUCGGCCUGGGCGACUCCUGGGUCUUCGCCGUCACCCGCAGCCACAACCGCGUGCCGCCGGACGGCGAGGAGGCGCCGCGGGCGCGGGGCCCGCUCUGGGCGCCCGAGCUGCUGAUCGAGCGGGUGCGCAUCCCCCGCGACAAGCUGGUGGGGCGCAGCCGGCCCGGGCGCUACAGCCACGUCCUGGACGAGCUGUACAGGACCAACGCGCUGCCCCCCACCGCCCGGCGCAGCCGCAUCGGCGUGCUGUACGCCCCGCGGCCCGACGGCACCGCCGACAUGCACAUCGUCAUCAACGGCGAGGACAUGGGGCCCAGCGCCCGCGGCCUGCCCGCCGCCCGCCCGCUCUACGCCGUCGUCGACGUCUUCGCCUCCACCAAGAGCGUCCGGGUGAUCCAGGUGGAAUACGGCUUGCCCUCGCUGCAGACGCUGUGCCGGCUGGUCAUCCAGAAGCACGUCGUGCACCGCCUGGCCAUCGACGGCUUGGACCUGCCCCCGCCGCUGAAGCACUUCUGCAAACACGAGUGAGGUGCCUGCGCCCCGCAGGGACCUUCCUCCAUCACUGGGUACGGCUGGGCUCACGCGCUCGGGGGGCACCGCGGGGCUGAGUGAGCAAUAAACGCCUCCAGCCACA